Cuscuta epithymum is the source of this 1530-nucleotide messenger RNA. The record is from the annotation of a GenBank genome assembly. NCBI's taxonomy places the organism in Eukaryota, Viridiplantae, Streptophyta, Magnoliopsida, Solanales, Convolvulaceae.
GCUAUUUAAAGCACUCGUAUACAAUGAAAUCUCUACGGAGAAUUAUUCAAUUCUAACUUGGUAUCAGAGCUUUUUUUUCCUUCUCUUCUUCUAUCAUGGCUUCUCCGAAAUCAACCCCCUUCCACCCUGCUUUGACUGUUUCCAACAUCAAAAAUUUCAUUCCCAUUACGCUCGACAUGGAAAAUGUCGAGUAUUCUUCAUGGGCAGAACUUUUUAAAAUUACUCCUCGGGCAUACCAAGUUCUUGAUCACAUCUUCCCCUCUUCAGAUGAUGAUGAUGAUGAUUCCUCCACCACCAUGCCCGAUAGUCCUACUCCUGAGCAAAUUUUAAACAAGGCCGAAUCUCAGGCCCUAUGGACCCGUCUCGAUGCCAUUGUCCUUCAAUGGAUCUAUGGCACCAUCUCACAUGAGUUGCUCCAUACCAUCAUCGAACCGGAUUCCACCGCACAGGAGGCCUGGGACCGCAUCACCGACAUUUUUCAGGAUAACAAGCACACCCGUGCUGUUCAUCUCGAGAGCCAGUUCUCGAAUACCCGGCUUGAGGAUUUUCCUAAUGUUCUCUCCUACUGCAAAGCCCUCAAAACUCUGGCGACGAAACUGGCCAAUGUCGGAUCUCCCGUUAACAACGAUCGGUUGGUCCUUCGUAUGGUCAAUGGUUUAUCUGAAUCCUAUGAUACCAUCGCAUCUAUCAUUCAGCAAACCAAGCCUCUCCCUCUUUUUUUUAAUGCUCGGUCCAUGGUAGUACUAGAGGAAACCCGCAAAUCAUAUCAAGCUGGGACCCACUCGUCUGCUGCUGCCCUUAUCCACACAGCACCUGCUGCCCAGCCGAUGCCAGCUGUUCACCGUCCACCUCGUCCUCAAGGCUCUGGCCGUGGACGGUCAUCCCGCACUGGGCGCUCUAGACAGCCUGGCCCCAGCUCCGGCUCUCCUACACCUGCUGGCCCACAGCGCCCCUCUGGCCCAUGGAUGAUGCCACCCCCCUUGGCAGUAUUGGAUGCCGCAGCCCUGGGGUAUUCCCCCGUGUCCAUACCCGACUUUUCUAGGAGCCAAUAGCUAUACCCCACGCCCUUCUCCUACCGCGGGUAUUCUGGGUCCACAUCCCCACCAAGCCCAUGUUGGUUCCCACCAACCUACUGAUAUUGCUUCCGAUAUGCACACUAUGUCACUUACUCCCCCGGAUGACAACUGGUACAUGGAUACGGGUGCCACCUCUCAUAUGACGUCUACUCCAGGAUCUCCGAACGCGAAUACCCAUCAUGAGGUGUAACAGCUCCAGUGAUUUGUAUCCCGUGCGUCCAUCCGUCCCAUGUUUCAAGUCACCCAUAUUGUCUCUCCAUGCUGUGACCGGCGAUAUUUGGCAUAACCGGCUUGGUCACCCCGGCGAUCCUAUUUUUAGCAAACUUAGAGAAAAUAAAUUUAUUCAUUGUAAUAAAGCUUGUUCUAUUCAGUGUAUUUCUUGUCAAAUUGGUAAACAUAAUAAAUUGCCAUUUCGUCAUUCUAUGUCUUCUACUGUUUUGCCAUUUGAUAUAAU